Salvelinus namaycush (lake trout) is the source of this 1473-nucleotide messenger RNA. RefSeq lists its product as uncharacterized. Gene Ontology annotation, molecular function: protein binding. Gene Ontology annotation, cellular component: external side of plasma membrane. The coding region runs from base 105 to 1154 and encodes 349 amino acids. NCBI's taxonomy places the organism in Eukaryota, Metazoa, Chordata, Actinopteri, Salmoniformes, Salmonidae. The transcript is spliced from 11 exons. Gene Ontology annotation, biological process: negative regulation of alpha-beta T cell proliferation; positive regulation of peptidyl-tyrosine phosphorylation; positive regulation of T cell migration. The record is from RefSeq and is a predicted model, not a curated record.
GAGAAGAGAGCGACACACCUUAAAAAAUAAUAGUUGGGGGGGAGAGUCGAAGUUCUAGACAACAAAUACUUUGGCAUUUGGUGUGGUCUCUACAGUGCAAAAGAAUGGUGAUGGAACAGUUCUUUGUGGCUGUGCUAAUGAUGUCUGCACACCUAGCAGUCUCAUAUCCUCUGAUUACAGAGCGCUAUUACAUGGAUGGAGGGAGACAAUGCAGACUGUGUCCACCAGGUCAUUAUCAGAAGUCCUGUUCAGAGUGCUCUCCCUGUCGAGAUGGUUCCUACACAACACGAUUGAACGCAGAGUCCAGUUGUCAUUCCUGCUUCAAAGACUGCAAACGUGAUUUGCAUCUGGUGGAGGAUGAGCCGUGUACUAAUGUAUCGAACGCUAGAUGUCGCUGUGAGGCUGGUUUUACCUGCACCGACAAAGACGACCAGACAGGAAACUGUAGAGACUGUGAGAAGAUCCCUCAGCUGCCCACACCUCCCCUGCCACCUAGCGAUGUAGUGGGCAUCAGAAACAACCAGACAGGAACUUCCUCUGAACACAGCAGGACUUCCGCUGGACGCUGUCAACCUCCCAACUGUGACACUCCACGACCACCAGUCUCACAAGCAGGCAACGCCACUCAUCACACCACAGCUGACACCAGCAAACACUUGGCAGCCAUUUUGUGUCCUAUGGUGGUCAUUGGAAUCCUAGCCGUUAUCAUUCUGUUAUGUAUCCGUCGCCCAGGAGAUGAAGCCUGUUUCAAACAAGCUCUCAAGUUCUGUAACAAGGGAGUAAGAGAAGCGUCGCCUAACAAGACCAAAGAGCCAACUCAUCAACACUGUGCCAGAGAGACACAGCCCAGUAUUAAGCACCAGACAGUGGAUCCACCACCUAUUACAGCAGCAAAUAUGGGCCCAGUCCAUGUCCACAAUGCUGGAACAGUCAUCUUCAGUUUACUCAACCAGUUCACUGGUAUGGGUGGAGGGACGGAAGAGAGAGGGCAGAAAGAGAGGGAUGAGGAAGGAGAAGGACGUCCGGCCCACCCCACACCCUCCCCUAACAUCCAUCUAUCCCAGGAGGAAAGGGAUGAGGAGAUGGACUGUGUAUUCUUCCCUUCACAGGAACAAGGGAAGGACAGUCACGUUUCCAAAGAGGAGGUGCAAUGAGGGGAGGGGGAUUAAGGACAGAGGACGCACCAAGUGAAAGCUUCCCUUCUAGGAUCAGUUUAGCCAACCCUACAUCCUAAUCAUAAGGAGGAUUAAGACUGACCCUGGAUCAGUGGUAAGGGACAACAUCUACCUGGGGCUCUAUUCAGUCUGUAUCACUAGGGAAACAUAGAGGUCAUUUCUGAUUGAGCCGACAUAUGCAGCGUUUAAUGUGAAAGCAGUCACCGCUGACACAGGAACAUUGCCUUUACAUUCCUUUCAGGCUGUAAAGCUGAACUUCCGCAAUACAGAUUGAAUAGAGCCCUUUUUUUAUUUAACU